AUGGCAUCGGCUGCUCACCAAAGGCCAUUUGCUGAAUCGCCGCCUGAUAAGAAGUCAGGUGAUGGCAUGUGGAAAGCGUACUUAGAUGCGGUCGAAGACGAAGACAAGGCCAGCGUCGAGAGCUGGAACGGUUCCACGACAGGCAUCCUCACCUUCACCGGUCUCUUCGCGGCGACUGUGACCUGUCGCUGCUUUCGUUAUCGAGAGCUACAAGGCACUUUCGCCUGA
Peniophora sp. CBMAI 1063 is the source of this 228-nucleotide messenger RNA. The record is from the annotation of a GenBank genome assembly. NCBI's taxonomy places the organism in Eukaryota, Fungi, Basidiomycota, Agaricomycetes, Russulales, Peniophoraceae.